Messenger RNA from Cuscuta campestris, 2201 nucleotides. The record is from the annotation of a GenBank genome assembly. Lineage: Eukaryota; Viridiplantae; Streptophyta; Magnoliopsida; Solanales; Convolvulaceae.
CACUGAGGGAAGGUUUUUGAAGGAGUUGAAUGGAAGAUAAAUUCCAUGACAUAUGCGAGAUUACAUAUAUUCUUCAAUUAAAGAAGAUGUGAACCUGAAGUUCAAGAAAGAAGAUUGUACUAAGAUAUUGCAAAUAAAGUGCUCAUUAUGAAUUUUAUGUGUCAAUUGUAAACACUUUGAGUAAAAAAUUACUCCGUAAAAGACUAAUAAGGAAGUCAUGGGGAACUUCGAAAAAAAUUGUCCAAAUCACCCCACUCCUCGUUCACAAGAUCCUACUUCUGUUCGGCCAACACAGUCAGUCUGCUAUUGCGACGCCCACAAGCUCAAACCCACAUCAAUGGCGUCAAUUAACUUCAACCCUUUCAACGGCAACUGGUUCAGCAAACCUCCAAACCCUAUUAAAUUCGUCGAUUUCCACUCGCUUUUUCAUUCUGUAAACCCAUGUAAACUACGAGUGAAGAGUCCACCUUUUGCCGCUAUGUCAUUCCCCUUUUCCGGGAAGAACAAGGAGGACCAGCCUCCUGGGAAGUACGCCGAGAUGCUUGACCAGUUCUUCUGGGAGUGCGAGAACCUGCCGGACCACCGUCACUCCUCGGAAGUGGAGAAGAUCCUGAACGAGGAUCCGAUUUUCGAGAAGAAAGAGAACCCGACCAAAGAGGAGAUUGAGGAGAACGAGAGGUGGAUCGCUGAAUUAAAGGAUAGCCCGCUCCUGCAGUUCCUGGCCCGCACAGAAGAGAUCAAAGACGAGAUUAAUGAGCUUGAGCUUCGAGAGAAUUCCUCUCCUUACAGGAAAGAGGACAAGAAAUUGUGGCAGGAAGUCCCUAAUGUGAUUGGAUUGGAUGGAAGGCCUAUGCCUAGGAAAUCCAUAAAGACAAAAGAAGAGUCUGAUGAUAAAUUUUGGGAUUUUGCAAAGCAAUUCUUUUUUGGACUCUGGGGUUUCCGACAAAGGCCAUAUCCACCUGGGAGGCCCAUAGAUGUUGCACAGGCUAUCGGGUAUAAGAGGCUUGAAAAGCGGUAUUAUGAUUUUAUAAUGAAGACGGGUGGAUGGUUCUACAAGGACCGGUUAGGUCGUUCUAGGGGACCCAUGGAAUUAAUACAACUUAAGACUGCAUGGGCCGCUGGAAUCAUUGACAGGCAUACUUUCAUUUGGGGAGAGGAUAUGGAUGAAUGGGCUCCUAUUUCCAUGGUUUAUGGCUUGGAACGUGCUAUUGCACCCUGGGAAGUUAGGCUAGGGGCAGCUGCCACAGCAUUCCUCCACAAACUCCAGAAGGGCAUACCUCCUUGGGUCCCUCUCAAAGGGCACGAGGAGAAGACGUACAAACAGCUCCAAGACGAAGCAUACGAGAGCAAGAGCCGCGACUCGGCCGUUCUGGAAGCAAACGGCGGGGUGUGGCCCGGCGUAAGGACCCCGAGCCACGCCCUCUUUCUCUGGGCAAGUGGGUCCGAACUCACAUCCCUCCUGGAGGAGGACCACAUGCCCAACAAAUUCAUCCCAAAAGAUCUGAGGAUCGAAUUAUCGAAGGUCAUCCCGGGGCUGAGGCCCUGGGAGGUCCUCAGUGUGGAACAAGCAAUGGAUCAGAUCACAUACAGACGCGAGUGGUAUCGCGAGCCCCUCGGCACGUUCACCACGGGCCCACCCUACAUAUAUGACUGGAACAGAGACGUCCUCCAGGUGCUCGAUACCCUUGAGGACCUUAGUGAUAGACUGUACAGGAUGGCGAGGCAGAGCGUCCCUGGGUUUUCCACUGUGAUGAAGAUCGUGUCAAGGGAUAAAAGGGCCAGAAGGGAGAGGGUAAAGAAGGAAAUAGAAGCGAAUAGGAUUGCUGAGCUUGAAACUGAGCUCAUUGGUCGCCCUUUCACUAAACAGAUUGUUGACAGCAGUAAAAAAUCUACUACUACUACUACUACCAGGUGAAUUUUUGGAGUGUUUUUGUACUGUGGAGAAAGAGUUAACUUUUACUAGUCUUAGCUCUUAGAUGAAGUGUAUUUUGCUGGUCCAAAAGGCUUCUGAGCUGUUGGAGUUAUUGUAACGUAAAACAUUAUUUGUAGCAACUGAAUUCCCUCCUCGAAAAUGUGCCCAACUUUUUCAUUUAUGCUCGUGAAUAUCUUUAUUCAUUUCCCUAAAUUUUCCUAACUUUUGUGAAAAAUAUCACUUAUCUUAACUUUUUUCAUUCGUCUCAAAAUAAAGUUGCAGUUCAUUA